UUACAAGUAUAUGACAUCUACAUUAUAAGAAGGGUACUUUUGGCUGCCCACGCCCGGGACGUGAACAUCUUUAUCUGGACCUCGCGCAAGUCGGUCGGUCAUGGAACAAACGAUCGCAUCAUGGUUCAUGGUGAUGGUACACGGGCUGAUGGUCGCAGUUCCAGUUUUCUGUGCCAUAUUGAAGCGAUCGUGCGGUCGGGAGACCGAGAAGGCGCGGAGACCCUAAGGUGAAAGAAAUCAAAUGUAGUAGUCGCUCAGGCCGGUUAUCUGGCCCGUCCCACAACUAAAGCGCCUGAAACG
Molecule: messenger RNA, 300 nt
Organism: Pelagomonas calceolata
Lineage: Eukaryota; Pelagophyceae; Pelagomonadales; Pelagomonadaceae
Source: the annotation of a GenBank genome assembly